This is a messenger RNA of Gastrolobium bilobum, 510 nucleotides long. RefSeq lists its product as uncharacterized. The record is from RefSeq and is a predicted model, not a curated record. Gene Ontology annotation, molecular function: nucleic acid binding; RNA-DNA hybrid ribonuclease activity. Bases 1 to 510 code for a protein of 169 amino acids. The transcript has 2 exons. NCBI's taxonomy places the organism in Eukaryota, Viridiplantae, Streptophyta, Magnoliopsida, Fabales, Fabaceae.
AUGGUUCAAUUAAUUAGAAGCAUUCGAGAAUGGAAGGAGAAAGACCAGGAGGAUAUUUCUCCUUUGCUUGGUUGGUCCUUUGCUUGGCUGGUCAUGCAUAGGAGAAUCCUUACGAAGGAAAGGACCUCAUAUUGGGGAGGAGACAAGCACUGUCAUAAUUGCACUAAUGUGACUGAAGAUGGCCUUCAUGUGUUGAGGGAUUGUAGAAUGGUUGUUCAUGUGUGGAAAGCUUGCUAUAUUAGAGAAUUUAAUACGGCAAGGACAACCGCAUCGCUUCAAAGUGCCCCCUCUAGUUCUAAUGGCCAGACCAGCUGGAGACCUCCUGAUCUUGGAUGGUGUAAAUUGAACGUAGAUGGUGCUGUUAAGACCAACCAUAGAGUUGCUUCUUGUGGUGGGUUAGUGAGAGAUGACAAAGGUGGGUGGAUAACAGGUUUCUCCUAUUACAUUGGGAGCUACUCUCCAUUGAUGGCUGAACUUUGGGCUAUUAUGAAAGUGCUGCAAAUUGCCUAG